GCUCACUGAGGCGCCUGUGGAAUAAGACACUUAAGUGAUCCGGUGCACUGACGCGUCACUUCGCGAGGACACUUGUAUCGUUUGGACCGUGACAGCAGUCACCGUGGCAUUGUCUGUCAAAGCGGACUUUCUGGGGGAAAAGCUUUAUUUUCUGGCCGCGCGUAUAUUUCUGGUUUCUGACGCUCCGGUGUACCAGCUGAGCCGAGGGAAAUUACACCCCAUUGGACUUUUUUCUUUUGUUUGUUAACUAACUCCAAAGAAAAAGUCACCAUGGCAGAGACGUCGGCAGCUCCGGCCAAAGCCAAAAAGGCAGCCAAGCCCAAGAAACCUGCUUCACACCCCAAAUACUCGGAGAUGAUCAAAGCAGCCAUCGCUCACGACGCCAGCAGGAACGGAGCGUCCCGGCAGUCCAUCCAGAAGUACGUGGGGAAGAACUACAAGGUGGGCGAGAACGCCGAUAUGCAGAUUAAAUUGGCCCUGAAGAGGAUGGUGGCAGACGGGAGCCUGCGCCACACCAGAGGCAUCGGCGCCUCCGGAUCCUUCAGGUGGGCCAAACCAGAGGACUCCAAAAAGUCAACCAAGGCACCGGCACCGGCACCGGCCAAACCAAAGAAGGCAGCGAAGCCCUCCAAACCCAAAAAGGCGGCGAAGCCUAAGAAAGUUGCCAAGACGCCGGAAAAACCCAAGAAGGCAGCUGCGAAGAAAGUGAAAAAGGUCGCGAAAAAGGCGUCACCGGUGAAAGCCAAAAAGGCACCAGUUAAGAAACCAGCCAAGGCAGUCAAGUCCAAGGCAAAACCAGCACGGAGGGUAACCAAGCCCAAGGGGAAGACACCCAAAAAGGGAGCCAAAACAGCCAAAAAGAAGUAGAAGGACAAUAUCAGAGAGACAAAGUCACUGUACAUACUUAAGGAAAAUGUUUUCGUAUAUGUAUUAUUUUUGUAAGCUCUCAUGCAAACUUAUCCUAUUUUUACCAGUAGUUUUCUCUCCAUUGCACUAUAGCUUAUAAAUGCUGUAGAAAUAUUUGUGAGCAUUUUUUUUUUUAUUUGGCGUUAAUAAUACUGUUAAUUUCUAUCCGACCCUUGGACACAUACUGGCUAGAUUAGGGUCUUAAUAAAAAAGGAAAAAUGUAAAUACAGUUGAACGUGUGAAUAGUCAUCAUUAGUGCACGGGGUCAUAAUGAAAAUGAAAAUACAAAUGUGACAAUGGUGAGCAUUGUUGAGCCUUUACAAUGUACCGACCAGUGGACGUCAGCAAGAUUGAGCUAAAGGCUCUAUAGAUGUCGUUCAAGCUCCAUUCUGUACAUUUCCUCAUGUUCUGACGACUCUUACUAUACAGAUGUCACAUUGUGUUCAGUCACUUUUAAAGACUGUUUACUGCAAUCCAAUAAACCUUUGUCAACUUCUGCAA
Molecule: messenger RNA, 1407 nt
Organism: Cyclopterus lumpus (lumpfish)
Lineage: Eukaryota; Metazoa; Chordata; Actinopteri; Perciformes; Cyclopteridae
Product: histone H1.0-B
Exons: 1
Coding region: 271-867 (198 amino acids)
Biological process (GO): nucleosome assembly; chromosome condensation; negative regulation of DNA recombination
Cellular component (GO): nucleus; nucleosome
Molecular function (GO): structural constituent of chromatin; double-stranded DNA binding; nucleosomal DNA binding
Source: RefSeq, a predicted model, not a curated record